This is a messenger RNA of Haplochromis burtoni (Burton's mouthbrooder), 6446 nucleotides long. It is a transcript of the gene slc8a3, whose product is annotated as solute carrier family 8 member 3. Gene Ontology annotation, biological process: cell communication; sodium ion transmembrane transport; calcium ion import across plasma membrane. The transcript is spliced from 6 exons. Gene Ontology annotation, molecular function: calcium:sodium antiporter activity. The coding region runs from base 5394 to 6299 and encodes 301 amino acids. Gene Ontology annotation, cellular component: postsynapse; axon; sarcolemma. Lineage: Eukaryota; Metazoa; Chordata; Actinopteri; Cichliformes; Cichlidae. The record is from RefSeq and is a predicted model, not a curated record.
AUGGUCAAAUGUUGCUGAUUUUACUACAGUGUAGGACAGAUUGUAGGGUAGCAAACAUCGCCGGAAAACAAGUUGGGGUUUUUUACACCCAGGUUACCUGGUGUAAUGUUUUUCAGCUAAAAAGAAACAUGGUCUGACUCCUACCUAACUAUAUAAAGAGUAACUGAAGGUUAAAUGCAGCUUUUGGGAGGGGGGGGGUAUCUAUACUAAAAUGUUGUCUCAACAAAGUACUGUAUGCUUUUUUAUAUUUUUAGCAGUGUGUCACACAAACAGCAAAUAUUGUCAAAAAAGUAAGAAAUCUUUGGGGAUGCUUUGAUUCAUUUUUGGGGGUGCUGAAGCUGGGCGCUGAUGCUGGGUCAGACUUUGGACAGUGUUUGAGUAAUGAAAGCAAUCAAGCCAACAGUCACCCUGACCUGUCAGUCUGGAGUUGUUUACUGCCAGCUCUAGCAAUGCCCUUCCCUAACUCACAAUGAAGUGGUCAAUACCAUUAGCACCUUUGGUGAGGUGGCCAGUCCAGCCAGUCCACUUACGCGGCUACAACACAAGCUGCAGAAUUAGGACUUGUCACUUCCCAGUCCACUGAGUUUUAUUUCAGGCAUGUCGAUAUUCAUGUCAGACAUGUGUGGAGACGUUAGGCCAGGGCUUCUGUAGAAUAAUAAAGAAUGGAUGUUCACCUAAAACACACAUAUUGUAAUAUGCAACAAAGCUAUGUUGUUGUAGUUGAUUUGGCACAAAUGUUUGCCUUUUUUUGGCAUAUGUUACAUUUGAUUUAAGUAGUAUUAAUUGUUAAUUCUGCCAUUUUUUAUGUGCGUAAACCAGAUAAAUAUGCAGCAUUAAACUAUUAAACUCAAGUGAAACUCACUUGAAUGUCCCUUGUAACAUUCAAAAAUGAUGGAAUCUUAUUUAAAAUUAUAUAAAGUAACAAAUCUUUGGAUUGUUGACGUUAAUUAAAUUAGCAGCAAUCCAGGCCAAAGCAGCAAAAUACAUCUGAUAGAAAGCAGUAAGUCGCGUUUGGAGACAUCACUAUUGAACCUGGCGCGGUUUCUGUUGUGGAGUGCUGCUUAUAAUCAGAUGUUUUUCAAGUUUUCUUCACAGGAAUGAAAGCUUUAGCAGCAAGGUAGAAAGAACAGAUUUUAUGCACUCUUGUGAAAAACUGAGUACACCUCAAGAAUUCAAGAACUUACAGAACCAUCUUUAGCAGCAUUCACUUAAAAUCAGCUUUACAGUAACUUGUCUUUUCAAUAUCUCACAUCAUCACCACAGUAUUCCAGUCUUUGGGGGUCUGGACUUGUGACUGUGCCAUUAUACACCUAGAUUCUUUUAUUUUUCACCCACUCUGUUGUAAAUUUGCUGUUGUGCUUGGGAUCAUUGUCCAGUUGCAUAACCCAGUUUUCUCCAAAUUCUAGGUGUUGGACUGAUGGCAUCACGUUUGACUCCAGAAUAUUUUAGUAUACAGAGGAAUUUGUGGUCGACUCAAUAACUGAGCGCCCAGGUCCUAUGGAUGCAAAACAAGCCAAAUGAUCAGCCCUUUCACCAACGUGCUGACUGUUGGUAUGAGGUGUUAGUGCUGAUAUUCUGUGUUUGGUUUUAUUAAAUGUGGCAUUUUCACCUUGGUCUCAUCUUUUCAAGAGGUCUUUGUGUUUGUUCAGAUGCAGCUAUGCAAACCAAAACCCUGCAGCCAGAUGUUUUAGAGGGAAGAGUUUUUUCUUGGCAAUACUUGAAAACAAGCCAUACCUGUUCAGACUUUUUUGUAAUUGCAUUGUCAUCAACUUUAACUCUGAACAUGCUAACCGAGGCCUGUAGAAUGUGCAAUGUAGGUCUUGGGGUUUUUUUGCACAGUCUGACUUCAGGGUGAAUUUCCUGGCACAUCCAUUCCUGAGAAGAUUCUAGCACCUCUGCUUUUAUAGAGAUGGUGAGACUAGCUGAUAAUCAAUUAAUGAAGAAGCACUUGGCUACUUACCCUCUUAAUUCCUGUUUAAGCAGCUAGGGUGCACUUAGUUUUCACAGGACGGCAUAGAGUGUGACUUUUACACUGCUGAGACAACAAAGGCUAAUUUUCACCUUUAGCCUCUGGUUUGAUUAUCUAAUAACCACUGUUUUACAGAUUUAGGAAAAAACGUAAUGGAUACUGAUUACCUGUACUAGUGACUUGUCAAUCUCAGGGUACCCAUGCACUAACUCGUACCCUGAUUAAUAGUCUAUUUUGCACAAAAUGGAAGCUUAAUCUGCAAAACGAAUAUCCUGCUGUACUAAAAUUUGACUAGAAAGUACCAACUGCGACCAGCUGGGAAGGUUUUACUCUUGCAUUACAUCAAAGUGGCUGUAGAGUAAUUUCUCAUAGACUUCUAUGCAAUCAGACUCAUAGCAUGUUUCAAAAAUGUCAAAUGUAAAUGUCAAGUUUGUUCAUUCUGACAGUCCAAAAAUACAAAGAUAUAUAUUUACAACAAAAAUGUCACAUCUUCACAUUAUAUGUAUUUUUGCUUUUAAAAGACUAAUUAACAAGUCUUUUGAGCACUAGUUGCAAAUAAAAUUGGCCAAACUAAUUAAUCUAGCUUUCUACGGUAAGUAGAUGCAAAUUAAUAAUCAUACCCAAACAGUCUGCUUCCUGACAUCUAAAGCCAUUAUAAACUUGGCCAGUUGGAGUCAAGACGUGAUAAUAAUUGAUAUGUUCAGGAAGAAAGGAAGGACAGAGGAAACAAUAAGCUACUUUAAUGUUUCAGGAAAAACAUCAGUAUAUGAGCAAAGGGGAUGGAGGAGGGGUGGAGCAUCCCGGGUAGACUUGAAAGUGUGGGACCUUCAAAUGACACUGCAAAAAGUGUGCUACAAAGCACUGGCUGGCAGUGUCAUCAUUCAUGUACUGUGGUGUGUUGUGUAGGAGCAAACACUUGAGUGUGUUUCUUGCAUUUGUUUAAAACAGAAUCAGGGAGAAAGUAUUCCUGGCUUUAGCGUGUUUGUGAUGAAAGUAUAUUAUUAUCCCCUACAUUUGUUGCAUGUGUUAAUGCGUUUGUGCGUGCGUGGCUAUAGGAUUAAUUCCCUUCUCCUCCCUGUGGUAAUCCAUCUCCAACCCUGCCACUUUUCAUUCAAAUCAUGCCCAUCGUUGGGAAAUGUGCCACCCGUCAGGCGCCUCGCUCAGAGUGAGCUCUUGUGGCAUCUAAGGGCACUUCACAUGCUGUUCUUUGAGCUUGGCCGGGUCCUUCUUCCAGAUUUCUCUCUCCAUCUCACACAGACACACGCACACACAUUCAUUACCUCCGAAUGAGGGGUGAGUUAUAUUGUGGCGGGAUGCUCAGGCCAGAUCACCAACGCUAGGACACGUGAAGUUCAAAUAGACAAUUUAAAAUGUUGCUGCAAGUGCCCUCUGAGAAUAUAAAGACAUUUGUGCUGUAGAACAUUAUCAUGUUGAAUACAAAUACAUAUAUAGGAGGUGUUUGAUGUGGUAUGAGACACUUAUGUGUUGCACAAAAUUAAACUGACAUCAGCCUGAGCCAGAAAUUAAAUGUGAUGCUCAACCAAAUCUGAAACAUCUGCUGUGUGUUUUCUAAAUUAAUGUCUUGCAAACACAGUUCGCCUUUGGGAGACUAACUAGCAGUAGGAAUAGUGUGUGUAGAAAGAAGAAAAAAGUACCAUUAGCAUUGGCCAUGGUUGUAGGCUUUGGUAGCAGUUUUAGCUGUGAGUGGCACGGUAGUUAACAGUGAAUAUGCAAAAGUUGUAGAGGUAAUUUCAUAUUGUCAAAAAAUCCAACAAGCUAACCUCCUGCUAAGUUCUUACUCUGUUAAACUGUAUAAAUCCUCUUUUUCAGUUAAACUAACAUGCGGGACAACAGCCACACUGAACAUUUUAUUGGAGAUGGAAGCAUUGGGGCCGUUUUUAACUCUCAGUGAUGCCACAGUCUUUGUUUGAGUUUGCACCCAGAAAUAGCUAAAGACAUCUAACUUAAGAGGUGAGUUACAGCUAGACACCAUUUGAUUAGAAACUAAUUCAAAACGUUUGGGAACCAUUUCAGAUUAUUUCAGUUGUGACCAGCUUUCCAACCAUCGACAUUUUCCUGCACUUCUCUGUGUUUCUGAAGAUACCUGCACCUAAAAUGUUUUACUCACGAGCUUUGUGUGUAAAGGGGAAAAGUUGUCUUCAUUAAAGAAGCAAGACUAAGUGUAUGUGUGGAUGAGGCCUUUACAUGUGACCACAAUACUGUAAUAUUAUACCCAGACUAAAUUGUUUAAAAUGGCAUCUCUUUGAGAUUUGCUUUAUUUCCAUAACCACUAGACUAACCACUAGAGACCACGUGAUGCUCCACACAGUCUCCUCCAUGUCAUCAUCCUAUGAAUAAUAUCUGCUUUGUCCUACGUGAUAGAACCAAGAGCAUACCACUUAUGAACUUGACGCUCAUUACGUUCCCUUUGCUGAGGUCACGGGCUGCAUAAAUCUCUAUGACUCAAUGAAUUUCAUGUACCUGCUCUUUGUCUUGCAUUAAAAGUCAAGCUUAUCAUCCCUUUGUUAGCAGCCAACCUGUAUUUGACCUCAAAUGAAUCGCCUGCUUUCAGUAUGUCAAGAAAAAGAGUUAUUUGCCUCCUCAGAAAAGUGAAAUGGAAAGCCAGAGGCAGUGCUGGAUUAGCACCAUGGGAAAUGAAAGGCCACCUCCAUCUCUGUAAAUAGCACUGUUCUUAUGUUGCAAGUAUAGGCUCAGUAGGCUCAUCCUUUUUUCAGAAGGACACUAAGAGAGCAUAUUCUCAAUCAAGGGCAGUGUCCCACUUUGCAGUUUGAUCCUGAUCUGCACCUAAUAUGAUCGCACAUCAAUGGAAUUAUGGAAAUAUGUAGCUAGAUUACAUGGAAAAUCCAGGUGUUAUAGAAAAUAGAAUGGAUAAAAAUUUGUUUAAAUAUUUCGAUUUGAGAAAGUGUUAAUCUGCAGUGCUCUUUUAUAAAUAGUUUUAUAGUAAUUGUGCAGUUUGUAAUAAGCAUGUAUGAUAGGUGGUACUUGUUACAAACGUUGACAAUAGGGACAAAAUUGCUGUGUAUGCUAUUUGAAAACAUGAGAUGUCUUGCAUUUUUCAAAAUCUAUGCAUUCACGUGUUUUCUGGUCUCCACUCCAUUUAUCUAUGUUUGAGUCAUAAGGCCAAAGAAGCCCAGACCUCCCUCUCCCGGGCCACUUUUCCCAGCUCAUCCAGGGGGGACCCCAAGAAAUUCCCAAGAGUUAUUCUCCCCUGGGGCCUCCUCCCCUUCACUUAGGAGGCGCCCAAGAGGCAUCCUGAUCAGAUACCUGAACCAACCCAACUGGUUCGUUCAAUGUGGAGGAGAUAAGAUGAAUGACCAGACUCCAUCCUAUCUCGCAGAGCUGAGCCACCCUGCAGAGGAAGCUUGUUUCUGCUGCUUGUAAUCAUGAUCUCUGCCCACAGCUCAUGGUAAUAGUUAAAGCCCUGUUGUUAGCGGAUGAUGUACCAGACAGGAAGCUGACUUCUGACGAGGAGGAAGCCAAGCGCAUCGCGGAGAUGGGGAAGCCGGUGCUGGGAGAACACUCCAAGCUAGAAGUCAUUAUUGAGGAAUCGUAUGAAUUUAAGAGCACAGUGGAUAAGCUUAUCAAGAAGACCAACCUGGCUCUGGUGGUGGGAACAAACUCCUGGAGAGAGCAGUUCAUGGAGGCCAUUACAGUCAGUGCAGAUGAGGACGAGGAUGACACAGGGGAAGAAAGGCUUCCUUCCUGUUUUGACUACGUCAUGCACUUCCUGACCGUCUUCUGGAAGGUCCUGUUUGCUUGUGUUCCUCCCACGGACUACAUGAAUGGCUGGGCGUGUUUCACCAUCUCUAUCAUUAUAAUCGGCCUGCUCACGGCCGUCAUCGGCGACCUGGCAUCUCACUUCGGCUGCACUAUUGGCCUAAAGGACUCAGUUACUGCUGUGGUUUUUGUGGCACUCGGCACCUCAGUCCCAGACACCUUUGCCAGUAAAGUAGCAGCAGUCCAGGACACCUACGCAGAUGCCUCCAUUGGGAAUGUGACUGGCAGCAACGCAGUCAAUGUCUUCCUGGGAAUCGGCAUGGCCUGGUCAGUGGCGGCCAUUUACUGGCACAUGAAAGGGAAGCCGUUUGUGGUGGAGGCCGGCUCGCUGGCCUUUUCUGUCACUCUCUUCACCAUCUUCGCCUUCCUGGCCAUCUCGGUGCUGCUUUACCGGCGCCGGGCCCACAUCGGAGGAGAACUGGGCGGGCCCCGGGGACACAGACUGGCCACAUCAGCCUUCCUUUUCAGCCUCUGGUUUCUUUACAUUCUCUUCUCCAGUCUGGAGGCCUACUGUCAUAUAGAGGGCUUCUAAACAAACAAAAAAAGACUCCAGUGUGACACAAUACAAACAUACAGGGGUUUAAAGUACAACUUUAGAGGUAAAAGAGUGAAUUCUCACUGUGGAAUUUAGGUCAAUCUUGUAUGGAAAGGACAGGAGAGGGUUUUCCUUUACACCUCC